UUUGGGCCUCAAGCAGAAGAAAAAGUUAUGCCCAGUACGACAAUAUGGUAACGCUGGUUGUGAACUUGCGACGUUGCGAGUCAGUGCUCCGUCCACCACCAUCGAGGUUGGAUGUACGGCCGUGCUCUCCCUCCUCCUCCACCUCCUGAGUAUUCCUGGCGGGCAGCGAUGAGCAAGCAGAAGAGACGCAACGCCUUCUUCUACUUCAUUAUGGCCAAGAAACCCGAGGUGGAGAAGCGGCUCAAGAGAAAGGUGGAGAAGCGGCUCAAGAGAAAGGUGGAGAAGCGGCUCAAGAGAAAGGUGGAGAAGCGGCUCAAGAGAAAGGUGGAGAAGCGGCUCAAGAGAAAGGUGGAGAAGCGGCUCAAGAGAAAGGUGGAGAUGGCCAAGCUGGUGACGGCGGAGUGGCAGCCAUCGUGCUGCCUCGGCCAGGAAGCACUCGCUGGAGACUCACAAGCUGCUGGGUGACUCGGAGGGCUUCGGGAACAGCCUUGAGGAAACUGCCGAGAAUCUGAAGCAGCUCUUGUCCAAGUGAUGAUGCUCCCAGCCAGGACUGGGAUGAGGACGUCCCUGUCCACACCCUGCAGCGCAAUCAGCACACCACAUGUUGAACACUGUCACAGGUCAAGAUCUUCUCCCCGGACCUACUGUACCGGUUGAUGUACUUGACGGCAGUGAGUGACAUCCCCCUGUCCGUGGCCACUGACAUGCUGGAAGAGUGUGGCCUGGACUACCUCCCCAA
Molecule: messenger RNA, 739 nt
Organism: Eriocheir sinensis (Chinese mitten crab)
Lineage: Eukaryota; Metazoa; Arthropoda; Malacostraca; Decapoda; Varunidae
Exons: 6
Coding region: 112-465 (117 amino acids)
Source: RefSeq, a predicted model, not a curated record